Molecule: messenger RNA, 2502 nt
Organism: Salvelinus namaycush (lake trout)
Lineage: Eukaryota; Metazoa; Chordata; Actinopteri; Salmoniformes; Salmonidae
Product: gamma-aminobutyric acid type B receptor subunit 1-like
Exons: 18
Coding region: 28-2502 (824 amino acids)
Biological process (GO): G protein-coupled receptor signaling pathway; gamma-aminobutyric acid signaling pathway
Cellular component (GO): G protein-coupled receptor heterodimeric complex; membrane
Molecular function (GO): G protein-coupled GABA receptor activity
Source: RefSeq, a predicted model, not a curated record
AAACUCUACAUCGGAGCUCUCUUCCCCAUGAGCGGCGGUUGGCCGGGCGGCCAAGCAUGUCUCCCCUCUGCGCAGAUGGCUUUGGAUCUGGUAAACAACCGGACGGAUAUUCUGCCGGAUUACGAACUGGAGCUGAUAUACUAUGACAGUAUGUGUGACCCGGGGGAAUCCACCAAGUUGCUCUAUGAUCUGCUCUACACAGAGCCCAUCAAGACAGUUCUGAUGCCCGGCUGCAGCUCCGUAUCCACACUGGUAGCAGAGGCUGCUCGCAUGUGGAACCUCAUAGUGUUGUCCUAUGGCUCCAGCUCUCCAGCCUUGUCCAACAGGAACCGCUUCCCCACCUUCUUCCGCACCCACCCUUCGGCCACCCUCCACAACCCCACCAGGGUACGCCUCUUCCAGAAGUGGAAGUGGACCAAGAUCGCUACCAUUCAGCAGACCACAGAGGUCUUCACUUCGACUCUGGAUGAUCUGGAGCAGAGGGUGAAGGAGGCUGGGAUUGAGAUCAGUGUGAGACAGAGCUUCCUCACCGACCCGGCUGUCGCUGUCAAGAACCUCAAGCGCCAGGAUGCCAGAAUAAUUGUGGGGCUCUUCUAUGAGACGGAAGCCAGGAAAGUGUUUUGCGAGGUAUUUAAGGAGAAACUGUAUGGGAAGAAAUAUGUGUGGUUUCUGAUUGGUUGGUACGCUGAUAACUGGUUCAAGAUCAAAGACCCGUCCAUCAACUGCACCAUCGAGAACAUGACAGAGGCGGUGGAGGGCCACGUUACCACGGAGAUCGUCAUGCUCAACCCCGAGACCGUCCGCGGAGCCUCCAACCUGACCUCUCAGGAGUUCCUGGGGGCGUUGAUGAACCGGCUGGGGGGUAUGAACCCGGAAGAGACGGGGGGCUUCCAGGAGGCCCCUCUGGCCUACGACGCUGUCUGGGCCCUGGCCCUGGCCCUCAACAAGACUGUGGCCCCUCUGAAGGCCAAAGGCCGCAGGCUGGAGGACUUCAACUACAACAACCAUGACAUCACAGCAGAGAUCUACCGCGCCCUCAACACCAGCUCAUUUGAAGGCGUGUCUGGUCAUGUGGUGUUUGAUGCCCAGGGUUCCAGGAUGGCUAUGACCCUUAUUGAGCAACUGCAAGGAGGCAGUUAUAAGAAGAUUGGAUACUACGACAGCUCUCAGAAGAAUCUCUCCUGGUUCGGCAACGAUGUGUGGAUAGGUGCCGGGCCCCCGGCUGACUCGACAAUAGUCAUUGAGGAGUUUAGGUACCUCUCUCAGAAGCUGUUUGCUGCUGUGUCUGUCUUCGCUGGUCUGGGCAUCCUGCUGGGCAUCGUCUGUCUGACCUUCAACAUCUACAACAGUAACGUCCGGUACAUCCAGAACUCCCAGCCCUACCUGAACAACAUGACAGCAGUGGGCUGUAUGAUGGCCCUGGCUGCUGUGUUUCCCCUGGGGAUCGACGGACACCACAUCCACAGGUCCCAGUUCCCUGUGGUCUGUCAGUUCCGUCUGUGGCUGCUCGGCCUGGGCUUCAGUCUGGCCUAUGGCAGCAUGUUCACCAAGAUUUGGUGGGUACACAAUCUCUUCACAAAGAAGGAAGAGAAGAAGGAGAAGAGGAAGCACCUGGAGCCAUGGAAACUCUAUGCAACAGUUGGAGUGUUACUAGCCAUAGACAUCCUGUCACUCGUGAUUUGGCAGAUUGUGGAUCCUUUACACAUCACAGUGGAGAAGUUCACUAGGGAGGCCCCUAAAGGAGACUUGGAUGUCCUGAUUCAGCCUCUCCUGGAGCACUGCACCUCAGAGAAGAUGAACACAUGGCUCGGUGUAGUGUAUGGCUACAAGGGACUGCUGCUGUUGCUGGGGAUAUUUCUGGCCUACGAGACCAAGUCUGUUUCCACGGAGAAGAUCAAUGACCAUCGAGCCGUGGGGAUGGCUAUUUACAACGUGGCUGUGUUGUGCAUGAUCACGGCUCCCGUCACUAUGAUCCUCACGUCACAGCAGGACGCUUCCUUUGCCUUUGCCGCUUUGGCCAUAGUGUUCUCUGUCUACAUCACGCUGGUGGUGCUCUUUGUGCCCAAGAUGCGCAGGCUGAUUACGCGUGGUGAGUGGCAGUCGGAGCAGCAGGACACGCUGAAGACCGGCUCGUCCACCAACAACAACGACGAGGAGAAGUCUCGCCAGCUGGAGAGAGAGAACCGUGAGCUGCAGAAGAUCAUACAGGAGAAAGAGCAGAGGGUAUCGGAGCUCCGCAACCAGCUGGUUGAGAGACAGGCCCUGCGCAACCGACGACGGCCCUCAUCAGGCACCAACCAGAACCACAGCAACCCGUCCCCGCCCUCUUCCCAGCCAGACCCCAAGUCUCUCCUGCCCCCACCCGGUUACCCCAACCCCGCGUCGGACAAUCACUCCUCCUUACCCCCCUCCUUCUCCAACUCCUCCAACCUGUACCAGACGGACAGCAAGAUAAGUCGCAACCACUGUCACAACAGCCAGAUCCCCCUGCUCUACAAGUGA